This is a messenger RNA of Bombus terrestris (buff-tailed bumblebee), 3215 nucleotides long. RefSeq names its product ubiA prenyltransferase domain-containing protein 1 homolog (gene heix). Bases 441 to 1439 code for a protein of 332 amino acids. The transcript has 2 exons. NCBI's taxonomy places the organism in Eukaryota, Metazoa, Arthropoda, Insecta, Hymenoptera, Apidae. Gene Ontology annotation, cellular component: endoplasmic reticulum; Golgi membrane. Gene Ontology annotation, biological process: menaquinone biosynthetic process; vitamin K biosynthetic process. Gene Ontology annotation, molecular function: prenyltransferase activity. The record is from RefSeq and is a predicted model, not a curated record.
GUAGGGAACUGUUUGCUUAUAAAAGUUAACAAGUCUAGAAGAAAAUAAUUAAACGCGUAUAAUUUGUAAAUUUCAUAGUUGUUAUAAUAUUUAGAGAAUAAAGUAUGAGCUGAAUGUAUUCAAAUGUUUUUUGUUAAAAAGAAAUUCUUCAAUUUUGUUGUUGACUUUAAGAUGAAAGGAAUAUUUCAGAGAGCGCCACAUGUAAAUUGAUGAAAACACGUCAUCGUUACAUUUAACAGUACACAAGUGGAGGAAUGAAAUUUUUCCUCACACGCGAAUUUUAAAUGUUAACAUCUGUGUAAAAAUUAUUCCUUUCGCGUAAUUAGGCAUUUUUCAUGAUAAAAAAAUGUACUUAAAAAACGUGACAAUUGUUAAAUUAUUAUGGAGAUCAUUCUAACCUAAUUUACCUUCCUUGAAUGAAUAAUAUCGUAAUAUAAAGUAUGAUGUCCAAUGGAAUUUGGAUCUCUACUGAAGAAGUUGGAGGAAAAUCAAUGUCAAAGAAUGCAAAUUGUUCACCCAUAACAUCUUCAACAUUGAAUUCUCCACUUAUGAAGUUGUCUUCAUAUUUCUUAGCUGUUCGACCAUGGUCAUUAAGUGCUUCAUUAAUGCCAACACUUCUUGGAUCUGCAUUAGCAUAUCGAUUAACAAGUACAGCAAGUUUUAGCUGGAUAUCUUUGAUUCUAACAGUAUAUACAGUUUUUUGUGUACAUGGGGCUGGUAAUGUAGUGAAUACUUAUUUCGAUUACAUAAAAGGAGUUGAUAGCCGGAAAAGUGAUGACAGGAUAUUGGUAGAUCAACUUUUAUCAAAGGAUGAACUAGUUUCACUAGGUGCAAUAUUAUAUACAGCAGGGUGUUUGGGUUUUGUUCUAUUAACAACUAUAUCUCCUGCAAGAAUGGAACAUCUUGCACUUGUGUAUUUUGGAGGUUUAUCCUCUUCAUUUCUUUAUACAGGAGGAAUAGGAUUUAAAUACAUUGCAUUAGGUGAUGUCCUUAUCUUAGUUAUAUUUGGUCCAAUUUCAGUUUUGUUUGCAUUCAUGGCUCAAACUGGUUAUAUCGAACUAGGUACAAUAUACUAUGCUAUACCUCUUGCAUUAAAUACAGAGGCUAUUCUACAUAGUAACAAUACCCGAGACUUAGAAAGUGAUAAAAAGGCAGGCAUAGUGACAUUAGCUAUUUUAAUAGGUCAUACCGUAUCUCAUGUUUUGUACGCUUUUUUAUUAUUCACACCAUAUGUAACUCUGGUAGUGCUUGCAUUAAGGUAUUCUAUAUGGUUUUUAUUACCAGUAACUACUUUACCAACUGCCUUCAAGAUAGAAAAACAAUUCAGAAGCCCUCAUAUGAUUCAGAGUGUACCCAAGCAAACAGCUAAAUUAAAUAUGUUUCUGGGCAUUUUAUAUGUCAUUGCUUGCUUACUUGUGAGUCCCCUUCCCUAUCUGUAACAUACAUAAGAUUUGGUAUCAUUAUCCAGAAAAGAACUUAAAUGUGCAAAUAAUUGUAUGAGCAGCUGUUAGUGUAAUCUUAUUUAAGUUACAAAUGUUGCUUUCACCACUUUACAUUGUUAUUAAUUCUUAAUUACAUGGUCAAGUGAUGCAUUAUGAAAUGCAUUUUUUAGUAUAUCAUAUUAAUAAUAUUUGUAAUACAAUAAAGAUUUGGAGAUAAUUUUCUAACAACGCAAAAGUCUUGAAUAUGUACAAAGAAAUUAUACAGUUAAUAAUUUGAAUUUCUAUUUGUAAUUUUUCCAUUGUGUGUGAUUAAUGUAUUUUCGCACUUAAAAUAAGUGUAAAAGAUGAAUUUAUGAAUAUAUAUAAUUAUUUAAAUAUGUUUAUAAUAAUUUAUCUUAAAUAAUUUAUCUUCUUUAUUUAGAAACUAAGUAAUAUUAUUUAUAAAAAACUGAUAUGCAUAUCUUUUGUAAUCUCAAGGAUAUAAGAAUCUCAAGAAUAGAAAUCUACACGUACAUUGAAAUUUUUACAUUUUAUAAAUUGAUAAAUUUACGAGAUAAGACAAUAAAUUCUUACGAUAUUUUGAUAACGUACCAAUAGAAUAUUAUUUCGUCGUUUCGUACUGAUAUAUAGAUUUGUAAUACAACAAUUAUUGUAAAUUAUUAACGUGACAGUGUUUAUAAUUACUUUAUUGUUCUCUUCCUAUUUUAAAGUGCAGGAUGCAAAUAGAUCGAAAUGUCUACGUAUUACAAAAAACCAAAGUAAUAAAAUUAAAAUUAAUUUCACUCGUUCGUCAAAAAUAAAACAAUAUAUUGUAUUUCUAAAUGUAAAAUAUAAGAUACAACUUAUAAACGAUUAAACCACUAUAAUACAUUAAAAUUAAUUUUAUCAUAUGUAUAAAUUAAUCACAACUAUUUAUGAAAGUAGAUCCUUGGUAAUAUCUCUUGUUUCUAUUAUAUAUUUAUGUAAACAACGCAAUCUCAACGAGAACAAGAUAUAUCAUAUAAAAUACGAAUAUUAAAGAAAAAAGCUAAGUUUUUAUGGCAAUAAUUUAAUAAAUCAUCGUGUAUCAAUUAUUUUUCCUUUGUUUCCUGUUUUAAAAAAUCAUUUCCCGUACGUUUUAAUAAGUUCGAUAUAUGCAUAAAUACAACAAAAUGUUAUGGAAUUUUUGUUAUUAAAAUAUAAGUAAUUUAUAACUUUAAAUAUGUUGCGUGUUUUUCAUGUUUUUUUCUCUUCAAAAUAUAAGUUGCUAUAAACAUGAUUAUCGAUCUUAAUCGAUAUAUUGAAAAGUAUAAUUUCGAUUAUCGAUAGAACAAACAUAGAGAGAGAUCGUUAAAACAUUAUAACAUUAAAACAUACAAAAAUUUAUUUCAACAUUUAGUAUAAAAUUAUACACUUAAUAAGCUACUUUUUAUAAAAAAAAAAUCAAAAUGCACAAAUAUCAAACGCUCCUUGAUCCGAUUGUGGUAUGUCCAUAUGACAAGAGUCACUCUGUCGCAAAAUCUCGUCUUCCAAAGCACAUUAUCAAAUGCGAAAAAGUAAGUGUGUAUUAUAAACACAUUGAUCUUUUAAUAAUUCCAAACAAUAAACUAUCUUCGUGAAAUAUUCUUAAAAUAUAGUUAUGUAAAUACAUUAAAUCUUUAAAAUAGCAAUAUCCUGAACAUUAUAAACUCAUGUGUCCAUAUAAUGCAUCCCACCGAUUGUCUAAAAAAGAAUUCGAGGAACAUAUCACUACCUGUCCCACACGUAAUAUAUUGGAAUCAGAAAUAUAUUCAG